Parnassius apollo (apollo) is the source of this 2157-nucleotide messenger RNA. The record is from the annotation of a GenBank genome assembly. Lineage: Eukaryota; Metazoa; Arthropoda; Insecta; Lepidoptera; Papilionidae.
AUGCCACGAUUGGCAAUAGCUAAUGGAUUGAAGUUUCCAGAUAUUCCGGAUGUUUUGAAUGAAUUAACUUCAAUGGAGGAGAGAUUAGUAAGUCCUCCUCACGUAUUUUUGAAAAUAGUUCGUAGAGGCCAGGGAUUAGGAUAUCAGCAUGGUUUAUCAGGAAAUGUUAUUAAUGUACCUGUAAAAAUUAAUAACAUGGUAAAAGCUUUGCCUCGGUCGAUAAAUGAUGACAAUGUCAUCACUGUAGAGUUGAAGCGUAAAUUCUGUUAUAAACAUGGUCGAAAAGAACAAGUCCGCCCGGAAAUCAUACGGAGAGCAGCGGAAUAUUUAGUAACUUGUGAACUGUUUCGGACAUAUGGUAUAGAACUUGAAGGUUCAUGGACAAAUAAUGAACCUGAAGACACUGUCGAAUGUACCUGUAGUUCACCUGAGCAGGAGAGCAAUGUUGAUGAGAUCCCUGAUGUAAAUCCUGGUGGCACAGAAACUCUGUUAGAUGAAAACCAAGACUUAACAAUAGUUAUGGCUCCAGAAGAAGGUGAAAGGCCAAUUUCCUUGCUUUUUGAUCGACAUCUGGAAGAGCUGGCUUUCAUAAAAGUACAUUGCGCUAUUGAGCGAAAAUACCUCGUGAACUUAAGUCAUUCUGAAGUCACACGUUCAGAAAUUUCCAGAAAUGACAGGCGAGCUGUAAGACCUGAUUACCUAUUUACUGCCCUGAAAAAGCAACAAACUAUUGCCGUCAAAAAUAAUGUUACGACCUGUUUACGCAAAAAAACUGUCAGAGGUGCCCCUGUAUUUGCAAGUAAUGUGCUUCAAAAUAAUUUUGUUGACAAUUUAGUUCAACAUGACGAUGGGUAUCGUGUUCUUGGAGGAAUUAGAAAUUCUCCUGCUCACUGGGAAAGUGAAAAAAAGUUGUUAGCAAUGGUUAGACAGUUCGGUGUUCCCACUUUAUUUUUAACUAUAUCUGCUGCUGAAGUGCAAUGGAUUCCAUUAUUAAUUUUGCUUAGUGAAGUAGUUGAUAAGAAAAAACUUACUGAGCUUGAAGCGGAAAACUUGCCAUACGAUACAAAAACUCGCCUUAUACAAUCCGAUCCGUCCACAUAUUUUGAAAUCAAAUUAAAAGAAAUUCAAAAAACCUGGUCCUGUUCAUCUGGACCUUUCUUAAAUUAUAAAAUCACUCACUUUUAUUAUCGCAUUGAGUUUCAGCAUAGAGGAUCGCCUCAUGCUCAUAUGAUGUUAUGGUUAGACGAAGCGCCCACUUUUGUACCCGGUGAUACAGCAUCUGCUUAUGAUAUUUCCAAAUUUGUUGACAAUAUUAUUUCCUGUAACAACACUGAAGUACCUGAUGCACUUAGACGCCGGCCAACAUCAGAUAGACUGUGUCGCUCUGGACUACCAUUUUUCCCCCUGGAUAAAACAAAAGUAUUAAUAGAACUUUCAAAAGACGAUCCAGAGUUCAAAAAAUCAAAACAAUUGGCAAAAGACAUCUGCCAAAAAAUACAAAAUAUUACUGCAGGAAUAUACACUUUCGUUGAUUUUUUGGACUGGAUUAGAGCUGACCGAGGGAUGUCUCGUCUUUUGCGUGAAGCUUUGGACGAAGCUAAAAAAGGAAAUAAAAGUGUUAAAGAUUCAUUAAGAACAGUAUCUAAUGUAUUCUUAAAUUCUAGUGAGAUCUCUGCUCAAGAGGCAAUCUAUGUACUGACUGGUUUACCGCUGUCACGAGCUAGUGAAGCUGCAAUGUACAUAAACACUAGUUUGCCACAAGAGCGAGUGCAUAUUUUAAAAAGUUACCUUGAAUUGCAAAGCCUCGAACCUGAUUCUUCCGAUAUAUUCCAAAAGGGUAUUAUUGAUUAUUAUUCAAAACGACCACUAUCGUUAGAAAACAUAAGUCUUUCCCGUUUUGUAGCAUAUUACACUUAUUCCAAAAAAACUCAUUCAGCUAGUUCAAUAGAAACUCUCAAUGACAGUUCUCAAGCAAUUGAUUAUUCCCAGGCUGUUGAAGAAGUUGAAGCGGAAGGGAAUUGGAUUUCUUUGCAAGAUAAUUUAGGAUACAUACAGAAAAGAACUAAAACUCGAGUAAUACGAUUUCGCCGGUACAGUUACAUUGAUGAUCUAGACAAUUUUUAUAGGGAACAGAUAAUGCUAUACAUCCCUUGGUGA